Labrus mixtus (cuckoo wrasse) is the source of this 5538-nucleotide messenger RNA. RefSeq lists its product as uncharacterized. The record is from RefSeq and is a predicted model, not a curated record. Bases 269 to 5392 code for a protein of 1707 amino acids. Lineage: Eukaryota; Metazoa; Chordata; Actinopteri; Labriformes; Labridae. The transcript is spliced from 6 exons.
AGACUGUGUGAAAGUGCAUCACCAACCUCUGCAGCAACACGUAGUUCAAGUGCUGCGGUAACUCAGCUGUGUUAAUCAGCCUCUUCCUCACUAUGAUACACCGGACAUGUGUCUGUAUGAGGAACUGAACCGUGACGGCCGGACGGGGCUUGCUGUCGAGUUCCUGGUGUUCAGUUUAACACUUACCGACAGUCCGGAGCCUUGAGCUUUUUCACGGUCAAUUACAGAGGACAUUAGCACAUCAGUCACCAGGGACGAAGAUCUGAGGAUGGACCCCGAAAGUCCCGUUGUCGGCAGGGUGGAGAGAACUUUCUGGACAGUUUGGUACUAUUUAACUGGAGCUGUUAACAGAUUGCUCAGACCAGAGCCGGCCAACAUUGUUAGCAACGGACCAAACUCCCCCCAGGAGUCGGCAGUUGACAGCGAGCUCGCAAAGUGUAGCCAUUUAGAAGAUGAAGUCACCCGGAGGGAGGUCGAUGAGGAACAACUUAUUGCCCCAGCAUCUCUGGUUGGCACAUCUCAGUCAGCUGUUGCCUGGGAGCUUUGCACCACAGAUAUUGACCUAGGGCCCGAUGUAGAAACCAUGCAGUACAAAUCUGAAAGGGAAGAUUCUGUGGAAGAAGAGGACACCAGAGGGGAGGAACUCAAACAAACAGAAUGUGAUGAUUUAGAGCUACUCGUGGUGAAAGAUGAAAAAGAACACGAAGAAGUAGAUCGUAAACUGUACACUCCCAGACAAGAUGAGACGGCAGAAAACAAUGACUAUGACGAACGCGUAAACGCGAGGUCACAGAUGCUUAAAAGUGAUGCAACGAGUGAAGAUUUGGCUGUUUCUGAAGGUGAAUCAGAGAGGGAAAUUAAAUCAGAUGUUCCUCAAAAAAUGGAGGAAACAGAGACAAAGAUCCAAGACAAGGUUGGAGAUAAUGAACAUGAUUUGGAGGUAGACGGCAUUGCGAUAAAAUCAUGCUCAGUCACAGAAUUUAGUCCUGAAAAAAGGGAACCUAAGAUUCACAUAGAAGAGGACGACAUGCAGAAAAACGAGACAGAGACAUUGAUGAAGCACGAAGAAGUGGAAAACAGUCAGGGUGUACUAUGUACAGUACAGGAUGAAAAGCAGCUCUCAGCAAGUGAAAAAUUGUCAAAUGAUGAACUACUUAUUGCGCUAGUUGUUGGAAAAGAUCGUGUGAUGGCUCCCAGAAAUAUGAGCAAUACAUCUGAGGAUGUGAAAGAGAAGGAGGAUAAGAGCACAAUGGAAGAGAGAGAGCAGGAAGCUGUCAUCGAGGAACAAAAAGUGAAUGCGGCUGAAGAAAACCAGGCUUUAGAUAAAGUGCUGGAGCAGAAAGACAACUCUGAAACAGUGCCAGAAGACAGCAAAGAAGACCCCCAUUCAAACGACCAAAAGAGUUUCAGCGAUGAAGUUGUGCUGAGUGCUAAAACUGAGCUACACACAAAUGGAGAGCAAGAGGAUGUGGCGAAGGAAGUCAAUCUGCAAAUCAAAAUGAGAGACACAGAUGAUGAUGCAUUGAUCACUGAACGGUUUGGUGAUAAACCAUCAGACAUUUCAGUAGUAGACGAGAGAUCUCUUGAUAAAGAUCAAGUACAAGAAGACAUUGAAGAAAGUUGGGGGGUAAGAGCAUGUACAGCCAUCUCGGUUACUGUGAAACCUGAAGGUGAGACUGGACAGGAAGAAAGCUGGGAGUUUCAAAAUAUUCCCCAGGGUAUAUUUGAAGGCCGGUCUGAUGUGUCGCCGGAGCUUAAUCCUCCAACAUGUGAGGAAGCACAAGAGGGAGUUCCUGACUACAACAAUGAGCCAGGACCUGAUGAAAAUACAACACAAAGGUUCCUGGAAGUAGGAGACUCCAAGGAAGUCCAGAGCAGCCAAUUACCAAAAGAGGUGGAGAGCAAAGAGCCGGAGAGCCUUCAAAACAGUGGACGUAGCACUGGAGCUGACUGUUUACUGGUGCAAGAGCAUAUGGAGGAGGUUCAAGAAAGCAAAGAAGAUAUUAAGAGACACUCUGCUUUGGUUUGUGCCGAAUUGCCAAAAGAAACAGGUAAACCACUAGUUGAACCAACAGCUCAAGAACCAGGACCUUUGUUUGUGGAAGAGGACGGAACAUUUAUGGUUGCCCAAAUGAAGACCGGGAUAGAACAAUCAGAAAAUGAACUUGAGACAGGCUUGAGCGUGACAAAGAAAAAAGAUCUACCAGAUGAAGAGCUUUUGGUUGAAAUAGAUGAAGGUUCUUUUAACUCUAAAGAAGCUGAUGCUGCUGGAGAUUGUCUUGAAGCAACAGAACAUUUGGUGGGAGAAGAAAUUCUAAAACCCCUCGAGGCUAAAGAACAGAUGACAACGGAGACAAGAUUUCAAGAAUCAGUGGACGCUAAGAAAACAGAACAGAGCAGCAAUAGAGCAUCCGGUGUACAAGAUGAUAUUCCUCCCAUUGGAUUUGUGAAACAAUCUGUCGAGACUGAGCUGUCAUCAAACAAAGAGACGGAGCUGCAAGAUACAGGCAACAAUUUGGAGUUGGAAGAGUAUAAAGUUGAGGAGGAGGAAGCAGCAGAAGUUCAGAUGCAGAACAAAAAUGAGGUUGAAAUACUUGAUCUGCAGGUUGCUGGUAUGGCAGCUGAAAUAACCAGAGAAAAUAAUGAUUUAAUUUCAGAGUUUACAUUAUCUAUGAAGUCCAUAGAGACAGAAAAUCGACUAUCUGACAAUGAAGCAACUCAUGAAUCGGAGAUAAUCGAGCCCAAACCAAUACAUGAUGUGUGUAUGAUAUCAACAGAUGAGAUGCAUCUUGGUAAAGAUCAAGUACAAGAAGACAUUGAAGAAAGUUGGGGGGUAAGAGCAUGUACAGCCAUCUCGGCUACUGUGAAACCUGAAGGUGAGACUGGACAGGAAGAAAGCUGGGAGUUUCAAAAUAUUCCCCAGGGUAUAUUUGAAGGCCGGUCUGAUGUGUCGCCGGAGCUUAAUCCUCCAACAUGUGAGGAAGCACAAGAGGGAGUUCCUGAAUACAACAAUGAGCCAGGACCUGAUGAAAAUACAACACAAAGGUUCCUGGAAGUAGGAGACUCCAAGGAAGUCCAGAGCAGCCAAUUACCAAAAGAGGUGGAGAGCAAAGAGCCGGAGAGCCUUCAAAACAGUGGACGUAGCACUGGAGCUGACUGUUUACUGGUGCAAGAGCAUAUGGAGGAGGUUCAAGAAAGCAAAGAAGAUAUUAAGAGACACUCUGCUUUGGUUUGUGCUGAAUUGCCAAAAGAAACAGGUAAACCACUAGUUGAACCAACAGCUCAAGAACCAGGACCUUUGUUUGUGGAAGAGGACGGAACAUUUAUGGUUGCCCAAAUGAAGACCGGGAUAGAACAAUCAGAAAAUGAACUUGAGACAGGCUUGAGCGUGACAAAGAAAGAAGAUCUACCAGAUGAAGAGCUUUUGGUGGAAAUAGAUGAAGGUUCUUUUAACUCUAAAGAAGCUGAUGCUGCUGUAGAUUGUCUUGAAGCAACAGAACAUUUGGUGGGAGAAGAAAUUCUAAAACCCCUCGAGGCUAAAGAACAGAUGACAACGGAGACAAGAUUUCAAGAAUCAGUGGACGCUAAGAAAACAGAACAGAGCAGCAAUAGAGCAUCCGGUGUACAAGAUGAUAUUCCUCCCAUUGGAUUUGUGAAACAAUCUGUCGAGACUGAGCUGUCAUCAAACAAAGAGACAGAGCUGCAAGAUACAGGCAACAAUUUGGAGUUGGAAGAGUAUAAAGUUGAGGAGGAGGAAGCAGCAGAAGUUCAGAUGCAGAACAAAAAUGAGGUUGAAAUACUUGAUCUGCAGGUUGCUGGUAUGGCAGCUGAAAUAACCAGAGAAAAUAAUGAUUUAAUUUCAGAGUUUACAUUAUCUAUGAAGUCCAUAGAGACAGAAAGUCGACUAUCUGACAAUGAAGCAACUCAUGAAUCGGAGAUAAUCGAGCCCAAACCAAUACAUGAUGUGUGUAUGAUAUCAACAGAUGAGAUGCAAAAGCAAAUGAUGGAAUCAGAGGGGAGUUGUGGUCCAAGUCAAGAUGUAAUUGAUGAGGAAAUCCUCGACAUGUGGAUUGAGACAUUGUCCGAGGAUGAUGAAAAACAUCAAGAAGGGCUUGAGCUUGGGCCACAAUUGAACCCAGGAAUAGAGCCAUCGGAAAAGGAAGAAACACAGCAGGAUACAGAGCAGCUUGUGGAGUCAAAUCCAGGGGAAUGUGAAUUAGUGAGUGAUACAGAGAUGUCUUCAUCAACAGCAGAGUCUGGAUUUUCCGACCAUUCCCUUAAUGAAUGGGGCCCACAAAACAGUGAGACACAGUUACUGAAAUCAGCUAGCCCUGGGACAGUCCAAGGCACAUGUGACAUGUUGGUGAAUGUGUCAGAAUCCGGGAACAUCUUAGAAUUGUCUCCACGAGAACACAACUCUGGAUCCCAGGAUACUAUGAUGGAGGAAACCCCUGACGCAAGACAGUUAUAUCUAAAAAUUGAGGAAUCUGUGACAGGAUUUCACCUUGAGGAGAGAGAUUCUGAAGAGGUUAGACAUCAAGAUCAGGAAUCAGAUCAAACACGGGAAAAAAUGCACGAGGAAAAUGGAUUACAGAAAGAGAUUGAUGGCAAGGUGACGGACUUUAAAACCGCUGUUGAAGCAGAUGUGACAUCAUUGACAGAAGUGGGCGCUCUUUUCCAACUAGAGAAAACAAAAGUUGAAACUGAGACUCUUGAGAUAACUGCGUCUGAUUCUCAAGAGGAAAUCCAACACACUGACUCCGCUCGUUCGAGACGUGACUCAGAGGGUUCGUCAGAGGAGGGUAUUGAGUCAUCUGAAUCUGGUUCAGAAGACAACACCUCAACCCAAUCAGAGAAGACAUUACUUGAGAAAAAACAGCUUGGAUUGACAGAAGAGAUAGAUGGUUCUUUACCAGGACUUACCGGGACAGAGGUGGCACAACAGUCUGGAGAUCAGAUUGAGGUGGAUGCCUCUGUGCUCGACUUUUCUGCGCAAAGGUCAAGAAUCGCUGUGAAAAACCCUCGAGUCAGACCACCAACAGAUCCCCGCUCCCUGCUGCAUAUGCCCUCGGUGGAUCCCACUCCUGCUUCACGUCUGCCAGUCAAAGUCCCUGCAGGUGUGCCUUUGGGAGGCUUUGGCAUUGGAGUAAAACUUCCUGGGCUCGGUGCUGGUUUUCCUGUUCUGAAAAAGACAAAACAGAUGAUGAGAAAUGAAAAUAGCCCAGACAGUGACCCACAGGAGCCUGAGACAAUGCCAGAGGAAAAGGGCGUCGCUCCAGAAGAAGAUAAGGCACAACACAAGCCGAAAUGGAUGCCACCAAGACACCCAGGAUUUGGAAAUCCUCUGAUGUCUGAGCUGAAGACAAAACUGAAGAAAACCACAAAAGAGUGAGAAGAAGAUGAAUGAUAAUGCCUGUUGUGAAUAUUUAAAAUGUAUUAUAUAGAGUACUUUACUUUUAUAAAGAAUGUAUCAAAUGAAACACUGAUGAAAUGUACUUCAUGUUUCAAUGUUUGUAAUAAAGUUGAACCUAAAAGAAA